AUGCCCAACAACCGCAAGACCACCCUCAAGAAGAUCAAGGGAAACAGCGAGGUGCACCCGGGAUCGCGCAAGGCGGCGCAGAUCACCCGUGUCCACCUGCGCAAGGCCAAGCUGGUCUCGGCAAGGAAGGACCGUAAGGAACUCAAGGUGGCAAAGCUCUUCCGCCCCAACUUCUUCCUCCACCAGGUCACCAGUGCCGAGGCUCUCACCUUGCCAGAGCUCCGUUCGCUCGUUACAAACGUCUUCCUUACCCGCAACGACGCCCGUAUCGCCGAGCUCGAGUCUGAGCGUCGUGCCGGCAGGGCAAAGGUCAAGGAGCAUGUCGACCUGGAGGAGCUGAAACGAGUGGAGAACUCGGAGUGGGAGACUGGCUUUGAGGUCGUCGACCUGACCGACCCCAAGUGCACACGCUUGAUGAGCCAGUGGGCCGAGGCGGGCACGAGGCUCAAGUCUGCCCACGUCGACCUCCUCCCCUGGGUCCGUAUUGCUCGCGGCACGCCCGAAGUUGUCACUCCUUCGCGCCCAGGCCAGCUGGCGGGCAUGGGUCUCGGCGGCGGCCCGAUUGAGAUUGAGGUGGACGCCGGUGAGGAUUCCGACGCUGAGAUGGAGUGA
Messenger RNA from Apiotrichum porosum, 612 nucleotides. RefSeq lists its product as uncharacterized. The transcript is spliced from 4 exons. Bases 1 to 612 code for a protein of 203 amino acids. Gene Ontology annotation, cellular component: nucleus. The record is from RefSeq and is a predicted model, not a curated record. NCBI's taxonomy places the organism in Eukaryota, Fungi, Basidiomycota, Tremellomycetes, Trichosporonales, Trichosporonaceae.